UAAAGAGAUGCGCCGACCAGACGGCACAGACUUUCUCCGUUGAAGAAUCAGCGAGAUGAAGAGCAGCGCCAACCCGGCACCAUGCGCUCCAGGCUCCCACGGACCGCCUGCUUAUUGCGACUCGUUGCACUCUGCAUCCUUCUCUCCCACACUGCAGCUUAUUUUGGGCUGACAGGUCGGGAGCCCUUGGUAUUUCUACCAAGUCCGUUUUCCAAUGAAGCUCCGACAGGAAAGGCCCACCUGAAGCAGUGCGAGCAGAUGACUCUGACCAGGCGACAGAAGAGGCUGUGUCGCAGGGAGCCCGGUCUGGCCGAGACGCUGCGGGAGUCGGUGCGCCUCAGUCUGCUGGAGUGUCGCUAUCAGUUCAGGAAUGAGCGCUGGAACUGCAGUCUGGACGGCCGGGGGAGCCUCCUGAAGAGAGCAUUCAAGGAGACCGCAUUCCUUCUGGCGGUGUCCUCUGCGGCGCUGACCCAUGCACUCGCCAAAGCGUGCAGCUCGGGUCGAAUGGAGAGGUGCACGUGUGACGACUCCCCCGGCAUCCAGCAUAGAGAAGCGUGGCAGUGGGGGGUCUGUGGCGACAACCUGAAAUAUAGUACCAAGUUCCUCAAGAAGUUCCUCGGCCAAAAGAAGGUCAGCAAGGACCUAAGGGCUCAAGUCGACGCCCAUAACAUCAACGUUGGAAUUCGGGCAGUGAAGAGCGGGCUCAAAACAACCUGCAAGUGUCACGGCGUCUCCGGCUCUUGUGCCGUACGGACUUGCUGGAAGCAGCUGUCUCCGUUCCACGACACCGGACGGCUGCUGAAGUACAGGUACGACACCGCAGUGCGAGUGCUGAGUGUCACCAACGCAGCCACUGGAGAGACAGAGCUCGCUGGGCCCCGUCGCCACAGCCAAAGCCUUCGCACUACUGACCUGGUCUACCUGGAGGACUCUCCCAGCUUCUGCAGGCCCUCACGCUUCUCCCCAGGCACAGGCGGCCGGUCGUGUGCCAAAGACACUAGCUGCCAGAGUCUGUGCUGUGGACGUGGUUAUAACACGGCCAUGCGCCUCACCAGCCUGUCGUGUCACUGCCAGGUACGCUGGUGCUGCCAUGUGGAGUGUCAGACAUGUGUGAGAGAGGAGGAGGUGUACACCUGCAAAAACGCAUAACAAAUGAUGAGAUAGAAGAAUAUAGGCUGAAUGCAAAGGCUGGCAAAAGAAUGAUCCAUUGGAAAAAAAAACUGAACUAUAAGCUCCUGUAGACAAUUCAUACAGAGGUCUCACAACAGAGCGUGUCUGUGCAGAUCUCCCCUCUGACCUGCAUGUUAUUUCGGGAGGAAAACACAAAUGUAACUUUAUAACAAUGCUGGUUAUUUGCUAAUCAUCACUGAUUUGAUAUGCAGCAGCUUACUGUAGGUGAGUUUUCAAACUGCUCUGCUUUUCUUUCGCUGGAUGCACUGAAAGCCUCUGGGACGGAGGGAAACAAGCUCUUAAACAGGUACUGGACUGAACUGGACAGCAGUAUGAUGCCAAACCCUGACUGCAAGGGAGCUCUGACAGAGACUUUGUUGUAUUGUAAUUGGCCCCUUCCACUUGACUAUUUAUUGUAUCAGUCAUUGUGUCUGUUGUACUGCUGCUUUAUACUUUAACCUUCUUGUAAUUGCCACUGAGGCUAAAAUGGCCUUAAAAGGAAUCCAGCUGUCUGUCUUUCUGUCUGCUGUGGAGAACUUUUAGGAGUUUGUUUCUGAUUAAAAAAGCACUUAAGUUGCUCUUGUUACGUAUUAUAAAAAAGUGUAUAAUUAAUCAUAGAAAAAAAGUUGAAAUAUAUGUUUAAACAGAAUCACUGGAAGCUUCGAGGAGUGCCACUGAUAAACAUUGUAAUAUGUAUUAACAGGGUUAUUGUGUAAAGAAACAAGCUGGGUUUCAGUUGCUCUUAUGGAAAUGUCUAUGGAAAUCUCUACAUGCAGCCUAAUAUGUGCUCAACAGAACAAAGGGAAAUACCCGGGCUAAUAGCGAGGGAACCACCAAACACUGUCUUUGAAAAGAAUGAAAAACAUUUCAUUUCUAAACACACCAGCUCUAUUUUUAGAAGCACACAUUGUGAUUUACUUUCAAGUUUAAAUUGCCCUACUGAACCAUUUCAGGGUCUAAUUUAGCCACAUCUUUGUUCUAAAUGCCUUUGAAGAGGGAUAAUUAUGCUCUUUGUUUUUUCCAAAUUGCUAAUCAAAGAAAAUUCCCAUGUUUACUCACUUAUCCUUACAUGCAAGAAAACUCUAAAGUGUCCAUGUGUGCAGGUCAGAAGUGCACAUUGCACCCCGGAGGUUUAUUUUAUUGGCCAGUAGAUGUUUUGUUUGAGUGAUUCUGAACUGUAUAUAUGAUAUGAAUAUAACUCAUGUCAGGGCUCCAGGCAUAUGACAAUGUGGAAUCGUAAUUUUUCUACCUCACUUCAUCUUUUUGGCAAAUAUCAGCAAGAUUUAUUAGCUAUGCAGAGUUAUGUCCCACCCUUUGCAUUUGUUUUAGAGGUCAUAUUUUAGAUUUUGUAUAGUUCUUUUGAAUUUUGGUUAUACAUAUCUCCAGAUUUCAAAUGUUUUUUGAUGUUUUUUUUAAAAAACCUUUUUGCAUAACAUUCUUAUUUAAAAUAAAUAAGAUUAAUAAAUGGAUGUGGAUUUGUAA
Plectropomus leopardus (leopard coralgrouper) is the source of this 2652-nucleotide messenger RNA. It is a transcript of the gene wnt9b, whose product is annotated as wingless-type MMTV integration site family, member 9B. The record is from RefSeq and is a predicted model, not a curated record. Gene Ontology annotation, molecular function: frizzled binding; cytokine activity. Lineage: Eukaryota; Metazoa; Chordata; Actinopteri; Perciformes; Serranidae. Gene Ontology annotation, cellular component: extracellular region. Gene Ontology annotation, biological process: canonical Wnt signaling pathway; multicellular organism development; neuron differentiation.